Paralichthys olivaceus (Japanese flounder) is the source of this 1461-nucleotide messenger RNA. Lineage: Eukaryota; Metazoa; Chordata; Actinopteri; Pleuronectiformes; Paralichthyidae. The record is from RefSeq and is a predicted model, not a curated record.
CCAGGCAGCAGAAUUGUCCAUCAAGUUCCUGAGUGGAGAUCGAGCAGUGGAGGUGAUCCAGGUGGUCGGACCUCGACUCGCACACCUGGGGAAAUACAACGCUGCUGCCGAGCUUUAUUUAAACAUGGACAUGAUCAAAGAGGCAAUCGAUGUCUUUAUCGAGGGCGAAGAGUGGAACAAAGCCAAGAGAGUCGCCAAGGAGCUGAAGCCCAGGUAUGAAGAAUACGUGGACCAGAAGUACAAAGAUCAUCUAAAGAAUCACGGCAAAGUGGAUUCUCUGGUGCGUGUGGACGUCAUGGCGGCUCUGGACCUGUACGCAAAAAGAGGCCAGUGGGAGAAAUGUCUGAGCACGGCAUCCCAGCAGAGCAUUAAGAUCCUCCACAAGUACGUCGCUCUGUACGCCACGGACCUCAUCAAGGAGGGGAACGCUCUGAAGGCUCUGCAGCUCUACCUGCAGCACGGGGCGUCGCCCAACCCUCAGAACUUUAACAUCUACAAGCGUCUGUUCCUGGACCUGAUCAACCUCCCUGACACCGACGGACCCGAGUCGUACCACAUGUGGGCCGACCUCCGCAACUUCCUCCUGCAGCUGAGCGAGAACAUUUCCAAGUCGAGCAAGGCCAACUCUCCAGCUCACGAGGACUUCAAUCAGAUGCUGCUGAUCGCUCACUACUACGCUGCACGAUCCGCCGCCAAAGGAGUCGAGCAGCUGACCAGCGUGGCAGCCAAGCUGUCGACGUCUCUGCUGCGUCACACUGAGCUCAUUCCUGCAGACAAAGCGUUCUACGAGGCCGGUCUGUUCUGCAGGGCUGCCGGCUGGGAGACGAUGGCUUUCAUCUUCCUGAACCAUUUUGUGGAUCUGUGUGAUGCUGUUGAAGAGGGGACGGUGGACGAUCUCAACUACUCGGACUUCCACGGCACAGACAUCCCAGUGGAAGUUCCCGUUCCCACCAAACUCUGCAUCAACGACGCUCAGCGGGAGGACAUCCGUAACUGGCUGCUGUCGGUCUACAAGGAUCAUCUGAAGCAGGAUCUGCCACGAGACGAGAGGAACUCAUACGUGGCGUCACUGGUGGACGCAAACACCGGCCAGCGCUCGCUGCCCUGUGUCCUCACAGGCUACCCGGUGCUGAGGGAUGAGAUCAAGUUCCCGUCUGUGGGCAAAACGGCGAACAAGGAAGACUGGGACAGAUUCGACAUGGCCACAAAGACCACUCACAGUCCGGAGUGUCAGGACGUCAUCGACUUCAUCGGCCAGUGGUGCGACGGACUGCCGUCCUUCCGUUGACUCAGUAAAGACCUCUGAUGCUUCAGCUGCUUUUCUCUCUUCCACCUUUUCUGUGAGUUUUGAACACCCCCCCCCCCACCCCCCCUUCUUCUUUUCUAUGUUUAUUUAUUGACUUUAUGUAAAAUCACGACUAAAAAGGAGGCGACUGUUUAAUUGUGUGUGUGUGUGUGUGU